This is a messenger RNA of Wasmannia auropunctata (little fire ant), 3162 nucleotides long. It is a transcript of the gene AcCoAS, whose product is annotated as acetyl-coenzyme A synthetase. NCBI's taxonomy places the organism in Eukaryota, Metazoa, Arthropoda, Insecta, Hymenoptera, Formicidae. Gene Ontology annotation, molecular function: AMP binding; acetyl-CoA synthetase activity. Bases 404 to 2434 code for a protein of 676 amino acids. The record is from RefSeq and is a predicted model, not a curated record. The transcript has 11 exons.
GCGAAACCCCGUAGGACUCAACUGUCUUUUUAGUGAUGUAACCUCGUCGGUGCUCUUGUCAUAAAUCAUAAUAGCGUUUUCGGACGGGAAGCGGGUUUGAUCGUUCCCCCGGAGCGACUGAUAACGUCGCACGCUCUCCUCGUCCAAUCAGAAAUCUAAAAUAGAGCGCAUGUGACGUUAUUAAUCGGCAUGCUCUCGUCGGGGCGAUCAAACCCGCUCCGUCCGAAAACGCUGUAAGGGCGAGAAAAAAGGAGAGUUGUCGAUCAUCGUGAAGCAACACAGCUCAUAUAUCAAAUAGGAAAAAAAAAUGACGUAAAUGUCUGUAAGAAGCCCUCGUGAUCGAGAAUUCGAACACGACGACGACGAGAGAGGGAUCUGGAAAGUGAGAAGGAGAGAGUGAAACAUGGCAGAGAAAAUAUACUACCCCAAUCCGGAGUUUGCAAGGGAGGCGCACUGCGCUAGCAUGGAACAAUACAAGCGAAUGCACGAAAAAUCUAUAAAGGAGCCGGAGCAGUUCUGGGGUGAAAUUGCCAAACAAUUUUAUUGGGAAACGCCAACGACGGAUGACAAGUUUUUCUCGUACAAUUUCGAUCUGAGCAAAGGUGACAUUUUCAUUAAGUGGAUGGAGGGAGCAUCGACAAAUAUAAGCUUCAAUCUACUCGAUAAAAAUGUGAAGAGCGGAAAUGGUGAUAAAAUUGCGUUUUACUGGGAAGGAAACGAUCCGGAAGAUUAUUCGCGACUGACGUAUAGAAAGUUGCUCGAGGAGACGUGCAGGUUUGCGAAUGUUCUCAAGUCGAAGGGUGUCUCCGUGGGGGACAAGGUGGUGAUUUAUAUGCCGAUGGUCUUGGAGCUACCGAUCGCCAUGCUGGCUUGUACGAGGAUAGGGGCGGUUCACAGUGUGGUGUUCGCAGGAUAUUCGUCUGAUUCAUUGGCGGAACGUAUCCUCGAUUCCAAGGCCAAAGUUCUGAUCACUGCAGACGGCGUGUGGAGAGGUGAGAAAUUGCUUCUGUUGAAAAAUAUCUGCGACGAAGCUGCGGAUAAAGUUAAGAAGCAUGACCAUCAACUCGAAAGCUGCAUCGUCGUCGCGCAUCUGAGAAGACUCAACAAUCCUCAGGGUAAGAAGGGAGUGAACGGCACUAGUAACGGUACGGUCGUGGAUAUGGCCAACAUUUCCUGGGACGACGAUCGGGAUGUUUGGUGGCACGACGAGAUGGAGGACGCGGAAGCGAGCUGUUAUCCAGUUUGGAUGGCCGCCGAGGAUCCACUUUUUAUCCUUUACACAAGCGGCUCUACUGGCAAACCAAAGGGCGUUCUCCACACCACCGCGGGAUAUUUAAUCUACGCGGCAACAACUUUCAAAUAUGUUUUCGACUAUCAUCCCGGUGACGUUUAUUGGUGUACCGCCGAUUGUGGUUGGAUCACAGGACAUACUUAUGUAGUUUACGGCCCGUUAGCGAAUGGCGCAACAUCCGUCAUAUUCGAGGGUACACCUUUCUAUCCGGAAAAUGAUCGAUAUUGGUCCAUCAUCGAUAAGUACAAGGUCACGCAAUUUUACACGGCGCCGACGGCCAUCAGGUCGUUAAUGAAGUUUGGUGAUGAACUUGUGAAGAGGCACAGCUUAUCCACGCUCAAAGUUCUCGGUUCAGUCGGCGAACCGAUCAAUACCGAGGCUUGGCUCUGGUUUUAUAAUCUCGUUGGCCACGGCAAGUGCAGUAUAGCGGACACUUUUUGGCAAACGGAAACUGGCGGUCAUGUAAUUACACCGCUGCCAGGUGCCACGCCUAUGAAACCGGGUUCCGCGACAUUUCCUUUCUUCGGGGUUUUGCCGGAGCUUCUUGACGAGGAUGGUCGCGUGAUUGAGGGCGAAGGAGAGGGGUACCUCGUAUUCCGUCGACCGUGGCCAGGGAUGAUGCGGACCCUCUACGGAAAUCAUCAACGUUUUCAAAAUACGUACUUUGAUCGAUUUAAUGGAUUUUACUGUACGGGAGACGGAGCGAGACGCGAUGCAGAUGGAUAUCUAUGGGUAACCGGCCGUAUUGAUGAUAUGUUGAACGUUUCCGGUCAUCUAAUGUCAACGGCUGAAGUGGAGAGUGUAUUGGCGGAACAUUCCUCGGUAACCGAGGCUGCGGUAGUCAGCAAAUCGCAUCCUGUUAAGGGUCAAUGUCUAUAUUGUUUCAUUACUCCGACCGUGGGGAUGGCAUUCGACGAAAAAUUGCAGGUCGAGCUUAAAAAGAAAGUACGCGAAAGGAUUGGUCCGUUUGCGCAACCAGACGUCAUCCAGCAUGCUCCGGCUUUACCGAAAACAAGAUCCGGCAAGAUUAUGAGACGUAUGUUGAGAAAAAUCGCAGCGGGCGACAGGAAUAUUGGAGACACGUCAACGUUAGCUGACGAAACUGUUAUUCAACUUCUAUUUGAAUUAAGGCCAUGCGUUUAAGAUACGUAUUUCUUGCUUAGGAAAUUGAAAGUAAAGUCUUGAAUGAGAGAAUUUUUCGCAUCGAUCAUUUGGUGAAUGUCGAAAACAUAAUCGCACGUUUUCCAAAUAAUUUUAUAAAAAUAAAAGUAAUAGAUUGCACAUUGAAACAGAUAUAUAUAUGUAUUCGCACGAUAUCAGAGACACGUACUGUUCAAAAUCUUAACGUAUAUUCAGUAAUUAAUUUGACAAUUACGAAACGUACAAAAUGUAUAAAACGAAAUAUUAUUGUCCUUUUGUCGAUCGAAUCAACCUGAUAUCGUCAUUCAAUUUUCAAGUGAGUCAAAAUGAAAGUUAUUCUUUGGAUAUGUCCUUUUUUUAUUUUCUACAGUUCCUCUCGAGAUUAAAAGAGACAUAUCGAAGGAAUAGAUUGUUGAUAUGAUUAAUUAAUUGGUCAUCCUCCUCAAGAGAGGAGUUGCUGUGACUGCGAUACAUAUCUUACGUAGGCAUCGCCAGUGAUUGAGUAGCCUAAGCGUGCUUUUGUUUAAGGCCAAAAUUAAGUUUGAAAUUACGCAAGGGAGAAAACGCUCAAUAAAUUAAUUGUAAUAAACAGCACAAUAGCAGAACGUUGAAUUGGUUGCACAACAAUUACUAACGAACUUAUUUAAUGGACGAAUGUAGUACGUAGUUGGAUGAUGCGUACGCGUUAUUAUCAAUGCAUCAUUACUGUAAUAUGAAAAAAAGAAAUUUUG